Hemibagrus wyckioides is the source of this 2066-nucleotide messenger RNA. RefSeq names its product transcription factor Dp-1, b (gene tfdp1b). Gene Ontology annotation, cellular component: transcription regulator complex; nucleus. The record is from RefSeq and is a predicted model, not a curated record. Bases 303 to 1523 code for a protein of 406 amino acids. NCBI's taxonomy places the organism in Eukaryota, Metazoa, Chordata, Actinopteri, Siluriformes, Bagridae. Gene Ontology annotation, molecular function: RNA polymerase II transcription regulatory region sequence-specific DNA binding; DNA-binding transcription factor activity, RNA polymerase II-specific. The transcript has 12 exons. Gene Ontology annotation, biological process: regulation of transcription by RNA polymerase II; regulation of cell cycle.
CACCGCCAAGAUUAGUUUGAUGGCUAACUCAACAAUAUAGCUGGGCUUGUAGUGGCUCCGCUAGCUAACCUCCAUAGCGAGCUAGCUAGCCUGUCUCACACCACCACCCUCACCCUCACCCUCACCCACACCCACAGCCUGCACCAAACUUCAUCUGAGGCCGCUGUUCACGAACUGUAAAGUAGUAAAUCAAGCCAAAACUUAUAAUGACGACCCGAAGUGUGGAAACAUAGCUGAGGGAAAGCAGACCAGAAGCAGAGCCGUGCAGCGGAGACGCCGAGCUCGCAGCCUCGCAGACAAACAUGAUGGCAAGAGAUGAAGAAGGCCUGAAAGAAACUGGUGGAGAGCUGAAGGUGUUUACCACUCAGAACCUGAGUCCUGGAACAGGUGCUGUGGUGUCUCUCGUGACUGUCCAUCCGUCUUCUAUUACCGGAGUGAAGCAGAUAAUGCCCAAAGCACUCGCUGCCCCUGGCGUUAAUGUGCUUUCACAUGUGGUGAUCGGUACUCCUCAGAGACCCACUGCUCCUGCCGGUGCUGCUCUGUUAACCAGCCCCAGAACUCCCAGUACUCAGUUCCUCACUCCACAGACACACACACGAGACGCUUCACCCUGGUCCAGUGGCCGCAGCAGUAGAAGAGGGGACAAGAAUGGGAAAGGCUUGAGACACUUCUCCAUGAAGGUAUGCGAGAAGGUUCAGAAGAAAGGCGUAACCUCCUAUAAUGAGGUCGCAGACGAGCUGGUGACCGAGCUGAGUUCUGGAGACAACAUCACUCCAAAUGAGUCUCAUGUUUAUGACCAGAAGAACAUUCGGAGACGGGUAUACGAUGCACUAAAUGUCUUAAUGGCGAUGAACAUUAUCUCUAAAGACAAGAAGGAAAUCAAAUGGAUCGGCUUCCCAACCAAUUCUGCUCAGGAGUGCAAGGACCUGGAGGCCGAGCGCCAGAGACGACUUGAAAGAAUAAAACAGAAACAAUCUCAGCUACAAGAACUUAUACUACAGCAAAUAGCCUUCAAGCGCCUGGUACAAAGGAAUCGUGAGGCAGAGCAUAAGAACUACAGACCUCCUCCCAACACAGUCAUCCACCUCCCCUUCAUCAUAGUGAACACCAGCAAGAAUACAGUCAUCGACUGCAGCAUCUCAAAUGACAAGUUCGAGUACCUGUUUAACUUCGAUAACAUGUUUGAGAUCCACGACGACAUCGAGGUGCUGAAGCGCAUGGGCAUGGCCUUCGGGCUUGAGUCGGGGAAAUGUACAACGGAAAAUCUGAAGAUAGCCCGGUCCUUCAUACCUAAAGCUCUGGAACCAUUUUUAACAGAUAUGGCACAGGGAGUCCCCAAGCAGCCCAAUGGAAGCUAUUCUCGCACAAACAGUGACAACGGAGCUGUUGCCACUAUGGCCUCCAGCUCCAACAGCUCGUACCACGGCAGCUCUCGUGACACUCCAGCAUCCUUCCUGGAAGACGAGGAGGAGGAGGAGGAGGAGGACGAGGAGGAUUUUGAAGAGGACGAUGAUGAAGAUUAACUGGUUUGCCCUGCCUUUCCUCUCAGUCAGCACCACCUUGAGCAUGGUGGUGUGUAUGUGGGUGGAGUGAGGUUCUAAUGAGAGGUUUCUGUUCUUUUGUGACCUGAAAUUCCUCAUGUGGUUGUAUGUUCCAGCAACCUUUCACAGUCUGCUGAGCGCAGUGCAGCUGCCUUGUCAAGGACUUCGGUGGUGCUUUGGAAAUAGAUUUUUUUUUUUUCCCCUUCUAAUUAUAUUUAGUGCUUUGCCCCAUCCCCCCUCCUCGUUUAACUCCGCCCCAUCACCGUUUAUGAUUCUGUUGGAAGGUGAGAUUAAUUCCUGUGUGAUUCUCUGCCUGUAAUUUCUCCACUGUCCAAAGAUUCUUACACAAAUUCAUACAGAUGGCCGUUUUCCUAACCUUCAGCUUGAUGUGGGAGAUUUCUUUUCUAUUCCCUUACUUAAUUUCGUACAGACAGCUAUUUUUCUUAUCUUAUGUGGGGUUUUUUUUAGCAUGGUUAUUUUCUGCCAUUGUAAUAAGGUUUGUUUUGUAAUUCCAAAGGCUAGUUA